CACACACAGUGCUGCAGUCACGGAUCUCACCUGUCUCUGCUCAGUGAGGAGUGUUCUGGACUUUGCUGUUCACUCAGUCUGACACCAUACAGCAGCUCACAGCUACUACAUAAGUCCCCCUCUAACGGUCAGAACAGUGAACACUCAGAGGAUUCCCACUACAACUCAGAGGAGAGCCUGCACAGUCCGUUACACAGUGCUAAGGAAAUAAACCGUCUCUCCACCUUCCCAUUCCCUCCUCACAUGAACUCCAUCAACCGACGAGUCAACACUGAGUUCGAUUUGGAUUCAUGGGGCAGUGAUGACGCAGAACACAUCACAGACACUGAAUCAUCACUAUGGGAUUCAUGCAGUUCUCUACGGUCCUACUUCGUACCUCCUGAUCUACCAAAUAUACAACACACACUGGAAUCAGAGCCUACACCUUCCUCUCCAACCAGUAAGACAAGUCUGGCUGAUGACAUCACGGUUGUCGGGGGCAACCGUACAGGUAUCUUUGUGCAGACGGUCAGAGCGGGAUCAGCAGCGGAGAGGUGUGGCCUCAGAGAGGGGAGUGAGCUAAUACAGUUGGAGGAGCUGAUGUUUUCAGGAGGUGGUGUGGAUCUCACUCAGUGUACAGCAGAAGUUGCUCACUUCACCCUGCAGUGGUGGACAGAACCCAAGGCCCUAAAACACACGGUUAAUGAAGAGGGUUACACUCGUUUAAGCAGUGAGCUCUCCUCUCCUUCGUUCACUGGUUCUGACUCGUUCUAUGUUCGUGUAAACCUCGACCUCUUCCUGCACACCGAACAGCCGAGUCUUCAUGUCUCCUGUAACGACAUCCUGCAUGUUACAGACACCAGGUACAACGGCAAGUACCAGUGGCGCUGCACGCGUGUGGACACACACUCCGCUAAACCACUGCAGCACGGAGCUGUACCCAACUACAAUAGAGCUCAACAGUUACUGCUGGUGAAACUACGCACCAUCGCACUGCAACAGCAAGAUAAGAAGAAGAAAUUCCGUAAGAAGGUUUCUGAGCGUGUGCGGUUGGUGAAGGCCAUCUCUCCAAAAUGUAGAGGGAUUGGCUCCGCCUCUUCAGUGCUCUACACACUCAGUAACCGUCAGGAGGAACACCUGAUACCCUACAGUAUGGUACAGCCUGUGCAGGUGGAAGGUAAAAGGCCUGUUAUUUUCUCUCCUUCUGUUCUCGCUCAUGGCCUCAUUGAGAGAUUACUGCAACCUGCAGAUUCAGGACUGCACUUUAACACCUGCCCUCCAGAGCCGAUACCAGCGAGUGAGCGUAAUGAUAAGAGUGUGUUUUUGUUGGAUCACACACACACCCCCGAUCACACACUCGGCAUCAGACUACAGAGCAUCCAGGAGGUGAUAAAGCAGGAUAAACACUGUUUGCUCCAGCUGAGUGUGAGCAGUGUUGAAGCUUUACUGAAGCAGGAUGUUUAUCCCAUCAUCAUCCACAUCAAGCCUAAAGACAAGAAGGGCAGGAAGUUCCGUAAGCUGCUGUCGUGUUUAGGGGAUGGUGACGUGAUGGAGGUUGUGCGGGUGGAGGAGCUGCAGCUGGAGACUCUGCCUCUGAUGUUCAGCACCCUGCAGCCGAGCGACUGGAGCUGCACUGACGAGCUGAUCCACACCGUCCGCCACACCAUCCACAGCCAGCAGGGGGCACUCGCCUGGCUCGAGAUGGACAGGAUAGACCUGUAAUAAAGUAUGUUAGAGAUUUAAGGAAAAGCCUCUGGAGUACUACAGUUAAAACUACUACAAUAAUCCACUGUGAAAAUACACACAACUAUUAAAUACAAACUUAAUAAAAAUACAACUUAGAUUUUACACACAAACACACUCUUACUAACAGAAAUAUUAAAUAACGUGUGUGUGUGGGUUGGUUGGUUGUGGGUGUGUGUGGUUGUGUGUUGAAACUCCUCUUUAAUAAACAUUAUUUUGAUUUUAAACCUUUCACCUUUUAUUCCUGAUAUAAAUGUAGUGAUUAAGUAUUAAAGUGCUGCAUGAAUGAGUUACAGAUCUGUUUAUUCCCCUGUGUGUUUUAAUGAUUUUUUUUUUUGUAUUAAUCAA
Hemibagrus wyckioides is the source of this 2070-nucleotide messenger RNA. Its product is annotated as caspase recruitment domain-containing protein 11. The transcript has 16 exons. Gene Ontology annotation, molecular function: protein binding. The record is from RefSeq and is a predicted model, not a curated record. The annotation marks the transcript as partial. NCBI's taxonomy places the organism in Eukaryota, Metazoa, Chordata, Actinopteri, Siluriformes, Bagridae.